Molecule: messenger RNA, 1802 nt
Organism: Zophobas morio
Lineage: Eukaryota; Metazoa; Arthropoda; Insecta; Coleoptera; Tenebrionidae
Product: fatty acyl-CoA reductase 1-like
Exons: 7
Coding region: 186-1802 (538 amino acids)
Biological process (GO): long-chain fatty-acyl-CoA metabolic process
Cellular component (GO): peroxisome
Molecular function (GO): alcohol-forming very long-chain fatty acyl-CoA reductase (NADP+) activity
Source: RefSeq, a predicted model, not a curated record
GUUUUAUUGUUAUACCACUAUUUUGCAAAAACCAAAACUUAGCGACAAACUUAAUUUAAAUUGCAACUAUUUUGAUUUAGUUUAUUUCACAACUGAACUUCGACAACGAAAAGAAAUUCUUGCUGUAAUAUACCUGUUUGUGACUACACAAAACAACUGUCACAUUUUUUGAAAAAUUCAAAACAAUGGUUGAACUACCUACAAUUCCAGAAUUCUACCGCAACAAAACCAUCUUCAUAACGGGUGGAAGUGGUUUCAUUGGAAAAGUCCUCGUCGAAAAGCUCCUUCGAUCGUGUCCAGACCUGAAGACGAUCUAUUUACUCUUGAGAGAAAAAAAGGGUCAGGCUCCCGAAAAAAGAAUCAAAACCAUCACCGAUUUACCACUCUUCGACGUACUCAAAUCGAAAAACCCCGACUCUCUAAACAAAAUUAAGAUCGUCGUUGGCGAUGUGCGGGAGCUGGAUUUGGGGUUAAAUCUUCAGGAACGACAAGUGUUGAUCGAUGAAGUGAAUGUCGUUUUUCAUGUAGCGGCGUCUGUUCGUUUCGACGAUAGUUUAACUGAUGCUGUCAUCAUGAACACUAGGGGGACUAGGGAGGUUGCUAAAUUGGUACUAGAGAUGAAGAAUUUGGACGUUUUUGUUCAUAUUUCGACGACUUAUUGCAACAGCGAUCGAAAGGUGGUCGAAGAAAGAUUGUAUCCUGCUGUUGUCGAAUGGGAGAAGACUAUAGAAAUAGCGGAAAACAUAGAUAGACAUACUUUGAACGUAUUGACCGAAAAGUAUAUACAUCCGCAACCAAAUACUUAUACUUUUGCGAAGUGUUUGGCCGAGCAGGUAGUCUACGAUAUGUGUAAUGGAGGAAUACCUCUUGUUGUUUAUCGACCUUCUGUUAUUAUCCCCAGCGCCAGUGAACCCAUCACAGGUUGGGUCGACAAUUUCAAUGGUCUCGUGGGUUUUAUGGUAGGGUGUGGGAAAGGCUUAAUGCGUAUCAUUUAUUCCGAUCCUAACAACAUUGUAGACUCUCUGCCAGUUGAUAUUACGGUGAAAGCUAUCAUAAUAUCAUCGUGGAAACAAGCCACAUACAAAGACGCGAAUCAAAAACUCACCGCUUCAUUCUACAACGGUAGUAACAACGGUGUGAAAAACAUAAAUGUAGAAACCAUAUUGAAUAUGGGAAAUAAAAUAUGGAACGAAUUCCCCUUUGACAACGUUUUAUGGUACCCCGAUCCCAAAAUCACCAAGUGCUACUACAAUUAUUUUUUUCAAAUGAUCAUUUAUCAACUUGUUCCGGCUUUGCUAGUCGACGGUGUGCUUAAACUAAUAGGCGAACGACCGAUGCUGACUAAACUUCAGAGGAAGAUCCACACUGCGACUAUAGCCUUAGCUUACUUCACACACAAUAACUGGACCUUUGUUAACGACAAAUUUUAUCAUUUGAAAUACGAGUUGCUGCCUGCAGAUGUCGACAAUUUUUCCUUCGAGGAGGAGGAUACAACGAUUGAUUCUUAUAUCUUUAACUGUCUUGUAGGUGGUAAAAAGUAUCUUUUAAAAGAAAGUGGUGAUGUCGACAAGGCGAAGAAACACUUGCUGAAGAUGUGGGUGUUGGCGAAAAUUGUCAACUUCUUGUGGUAUUUGGGGCUGUUUUGGCUUGUAUUUUUUAAAAUGGGGGUCCUUAGGUGUCAAGGUGAUGACCAAUGCCAUUCGAUUCGACCCUUUUCGAUUCCGCGGGCGAGAUCAUAUCAAGGUGAUAUUAGGUCUUCAGUCGUACCGAUACAAGGUUUGAACCAGAAUACAACUAGUUAG